Messenger RNA from Parnassius mnemosyne (clouded apollo), 1287 nucleotides. The record is from the annotation of a GenBank genome assembly. NCBI's taxonomy places the organism in Eukaryota, Metazoa, Arthropoda, Insecta, Lepidoptera, Papilionidae.
AUGUCGCAAAGAGAACGUCGUUCUAAUGCUGGCAAUCGCAUGGCAAAGUUGCUCGACGAAGAAGAAGACGAUGAUUUCUAUAAAACUACUUACGGUGGUUUUCAAGAUGUGGAAGAAGAUGGAGAUUAUGUUGAAGAAAAGGAGGCAGAAGAUAUUGUAGAUUCUGAUUUUGAUAUUGAUGAAAAUGACGAACCGGUUUCUGAUCACGAUGACGAAGAAAAACAAAAAAGGAAAGUUGACACCAAAGCUUAUAAGGAUCCAAAUAGAAAACGAAAAAGAGGUGCAGAUAAACAAAAAAAAGUUAUUGUGAAGAAACCAAGAGAAAUAAAACCUAAAGAUGACACUACUUCAGCUUUACUGGGGAAAGUUGACAAAUCAUUUAUGGUUAAUUCAAAAGAACGAAAGUCAAUAAGGCAAAGCACAGCAGUCAAAUCGGCAGAAACUCUGCAACGGAUCAAGAUCAGAUCGGAGCUGAAAAGAAAGAAACCAAAAAGAGUAGAGGAGAGGGUCUUAACUCAAGAGGAAUUGCUGGAAGAGGCGCUUAUAACUGAAAAAGAAAAUCUUAAAAGCUUAGAGAGAUUUGAGCAGAAUGAAUUAGAGAGGAAAAAAGUGCGCCCUAUAAAAAAAACAAUCACUGGGCCUGUUAUAAGGUAUCAUUCAUUCGCCGUUCCAGUGCCAUUAGACUCGGAAACAACUUCUUCAGAAGAAAAGCCAAAUUCUGCCAAAUUGGAUGACAUUGGUCCUUGUGAUUUGGUAAAGAAUGAGGAUGGUUUAAUAACGCUGAGCGAUCAAAGCGAUACCAACACUCCGAAAGCAGAAAUGAAAUCGGAAACAGAAAACAAUGAGGCUAAAGCGGAAGAUACCUAUAAAACUAAAUUGGAAAUGGAGGUUGUUGGUCCGGACGAUGAAAUUAAUAUUGACGAUGUUAAUAUUAAAGAAGAAAAGAAGCGUAAUAAGCCGAAGUACAACAAUUGCAAGUUCUACGAAAGGACUUUGAUUUCAUUCGAGAAUGACAUAAAAGACAAAGCAUUCAAUGCCUGUUUCCCAAAAUCGCAGCCCAAGAAGAAACGGGAGCUACUGUGUGCUGUCACUAAGCGACCAGCACGUUAUAUAGACCCGAUAACAAAGCUGCCAUACAGAAGCGUGGACGCUUUCCGUAUAAUCCGUGAGGCGUAUUACCAACAGUUGGAAGCUAGAGGCGAUCGUUCAGACCCUCAGGUGGCGGCCUGGCUUCAAUGGAGGCGAGCUGAUGCCGCGUCUACAUAUGUCCAAAUACAUAUUAAAUGA